Messenger RNA from Columba livia (rock pigeon), 3038 nucleotides. It is a transcript of the gene PWWP2B, whose product is annotated as PWWP domain containing 2B. Gene Ontology annotation, cellular component: nucleus; nucleoplasm. Bases 977 to 2509 code for a protein of 510 amino acids. NCBI's taxonomy places the organism in Eukaryota, Metazoa, Chordata, Aves, Columbiformes, Columbidae. The record is from RefSeq and is a predicted model, not a curated record. The transcript has 3 exons.
GGUCCCCUGUGACACACUCAUGAAGGGCAUGAGAGGCCUGUUCUCCUCAAGGGCAGGGGAGCGUUGGUGCCCCGAGCGCUUUACUUCAGAGCGUUUUAAACUUUUGAAGCGUUUUUAAACGCGCCGCUGGCAGGUUCUGCCCUCCCAAGGACUAACAAAGCCGGCCAGCUGCGCUCUGCGCGGUCUUAGAGUUGAGCGGGGUUUGGUUUCUGUCUGCUCAAUAGGUGAAUUGUCAGGUCAGAGCUGGGGAGGAGCACGGGCAGCUUCACCGCUCUGCUUCUUCUUGGAAGGCGUAUGAAGCGAGACUUCUGAACUCAAUUUUCAUAGUUUAUUUAGUUUCACGUGGCUAUCCCAGAAAAUUGGAGACAGAUUUUCAAAAGUAUUCAGGCAUCGAACUCUAUUAAGAGCCUAUAAACCUCGCCUGGUGUCUAGUUCCAGCCAAAACAGUGAGCGGUCGGCAUCCCUUCAGUCAGUUCAGAAAACCAGCUGUUCCUAUCUUUUCACAUUCCAGUUCUCUUCCUCUUUAGUGACAGCGUGCACUUUUUUUACCCUUUUUAUUCCCCCCCAGCCUUUCUCCGUGAUUUUUUUCUUUCCCCUCCCCAGUGAAUCAUAGAAAUGACCAGACGGGUGUUUCCUCCCAGGCUUUAGGGUGUUUCUAGAGCCCGUUGGUGCCCUGGCUGUGCUGCCGGUGACACUGAUCUCUGCUGGGAGGGAGGGUGGCAGGUGGCCCUGGUUGUCACCGGGGCUGGGUGCCCCUUCCACUGCCGUCCCAUGGACCGAGAGAUCUGUGGCUGGGGAUGCUGAGGCAGCAUCCUCCUCUCUGGCUUCCAGCGCAGCGGGGAGGGCAGGAAGAAGAGGUUUGCUGGUGUGAUUUAGCUGAUCCGGGUUGUUCUGCCUCCCGUCCUCCCUCCCCAAGCACGAGGACCCUCCUGCCCAGGUCUGCGCCAACGGAGCUGCCGCCACCGGAGAUGCCGCCAUGGGCGAGACGGAGCCGCGCGGUGACCAGCCUGCCAAGGGACACGGCGACGAGCCCGUGCCGCCCCUGCUGCCGGCGCCCCCGCCCGGCAGCCUGCCCCCGUACCCCCCGUACUUCGAGGGCGCUCCCUUCCCGCAGCCGCUCUGGCUCCGGCACACCUACCACCAGUGGGUCCCGCAGCCGCCGCCACGGACUAUAAAGAGGACGAGGAGGCGUCUGGCGCGGAACAGGGACCCGGGCAGGCUCAUCAUGAGCACCAUCAGGCUGCGGCCGCGGCAGGUGCUCUGCGAGAAGUGUAAGAACACGCUGAACCCCGAGGAUGCCGGCGCCGCUCGGCAGAACGCUAAAACCAGGAGGAAGCUGAGCAUUCAGGACAAGGAGCAGAAAAAGCACAGCGACGCUGACUACACAGAGAAGAGGAACAAAAGAGAAAAGAGAGAGGAUGACAGAUUUACUGGGGAACUAGUGCAUCGAACGCCAGUUAUAAAAAUAUCCUACAGUACUCCGCAAGGGAAAGGCGAAGUGGUAAAAAUCCCUUCCCGGGUGCACGGCUCGGUCAGACCGUUCUGUGCGGAGCGAGCGCUGCAGAACGGAGGGGAGGACCAAGAGGAGGCCGGGGACUCCGAGCGCUGCCGGGAGCCCCGAUGUCCGCUGGACAAGUCCGCGGGCAGCCAGCUCGCCGCCAUUCCUAAACUGAAGCUCACACGGCCCCUGCAUUCCAGCGCGGACGUCCCGCCCCCAAAGAUACGGCUGAAGCCCCAUCGCAUAAACGAUGGUCAGAGUGUUUCAAUUUAUAAGGCAGAACUUAUUGAUGAGAUAAAUGUCCUUCAGAACAGCCGGGAGCCCAAUCCCGGCACGUUUUACAAUGAUGAAUCCACGGACAGAAGUUUAGCUGAGAUAUCUUCAGGGAGUUCAGGUGAAGAUGAGGACUUUAAACGGUUUCCCCAGGGUAAAGAUGGACAUGAUAACUUGGCUUUCCUUAUGAAUUAUCGAAAAAGAAAAGCAGAUUCUUCUAGUUUAUCGGUGUGUAGUAAUGACAGUCUAGACGAAUCCAAGUCUUCUAGUUCAGAAGUAACAUCACCAGAAAUAUGUGACUUUUUGCCUGGUGAUGAUGCGUCCGUCUCUUCAUCUUCAAAAGAUGAGCGUAAAAUCGUGCCACCACUAACAGUUAGACUGCAUACCCAAAGUGUGUCUAAAUGUGUCACGGAAGAUGGAAGAACUGUUUCGGUGGGGGACAUAGUUUGGGGUAAAAUUCAUGGUUUUCCAUGGUGGCCAGCACGCGUUCUUGACAUAAACCUUAGCCAGAAGGAGAACGGGGAACCUUCGUGGCGAGAAGCUAAAGUGUCGUGGUUUGGCUCUCCAACGACUUCAUUCUUAUCUGUUUCAAAACUUGCUCCUUUCUCUGAAUUUUUCAAACUGAGGUUUAAUCGCAAGAAGAAAGGGAUGUAUCGGAAAGCAAUCACAGAAGCUGCAAAGGCAGUAGAGCAUCUGACUCCAGAAAUAAGAGAUCUCUUAACGCAGUUUGAGACAUAACUUUGCCUCCAGUAUCAGGUAACCGAAGAGAAGAGCGCAGCUGUUGUGGAGGGUCCCGGAGGCGGUAACCACCCGACGUCUCCCCCGCGGCACGGCGGGACGGCGAGAUUCCUUGUCAGCUUGCACUGCUUUCCAUCUGGGACAGGUGACGGGCACCGGGACGCGGAGUUAGGAGGCUCUUCUGGCGUGAGGCUGGCAGGAAGGUCUUAACGAUACCUUACCCUAGAACAAAAAUUCGACAAGUCAUACAGCAAUGAACUAGGAGAACAGCAAACCCACAACUUGGAAUGUAUUUAUUACUUAAAAGUUAGCUAUUCUUGAUAAAAUCUCAAAAAUUAUUGCUGCUGCUUAUUUUACUUACAGAUUUCACACACUUGUUAAUUUUAAAGCUACCAAACUUUUACUCAGUACUGUACUCUGAGAAAUGUAAUUGGAGCAAGACAUGCAAUAGAAUGAAGUCAUUGUAGUGUCUUAAGUACAAUGGACUCACUUUUGUGUCUAUUAAAACUUGGAAAAUGUGCAACACACA